This is a messenger RNA of Thyridium curvatum, 279 nucleotides long. RefSeq lists its product as uncharacterized. The transcript is spliced from 5 exons. Lineage: Eukaryota; Fungi; Ascomycota; Sordariomycetes; Thyridiales; Thyridiaceae. Bases 1 to 279 code for a protein of 92 amino acids. The record is from RefSeq and is a predicted model, not a curated record. Gene Ontology annotation, molecular function: acylphosphatase activity.
AUGGCGAAACGAGUCUACUUUCUCGCUCAUGGAGGGACUGUCCAGGGCGUUGGCUUCCGCUACUUCACCCGCAAGCGAGCCACGCACCAUCAAGUCACUGGCUGGGUCCGCAACACGCCUAAUAAUAAGGUCGAGGGAGAGGCGCAAGGCGACGAGGCAGCCAUCACCGCAUUCUUGAAGGACGUGGACAAGGGCCCCUCAGGAUCGCACGUUGUCAAGCUAGACAAGGAAGAGCGAGACCUCGUCGUGGAUGAGUCUGGAUUUCAUGUGAGGCAUUGA